Dentiscutata erythropus is the source of this 397-nucleotide messenger RNA. The record is from the annotation of a GenBank genome assembly. NCBI's taxonomy places the organism in Eukaryota, Fungi, Glomeromycota, Glomeromycetes, Diversisporales, Gigasporaceae.
AAAUAAAUAGAAUAGCAUAUGACUUGGCUUCUUCUGCUUCUACUACUGUUGCGGGAAAUUCUCGUCUUAAUUUAUUACAGAAAAAAUUGCAUAGCUUAGGAGCUGAUUAUUUCAUCAUUGAGACAACGAAAAUACCCUUUAUUACUGAAGAAGCAAAUCAGAUUCAAGCAAGAAAACAUAUACUUUGUGGAAUUAAUGAUUAUGAUUGUCCUGAGUUCUUUUACCUGGAAAAGGUUCAGGAAAGACUUAGCGAAUGUGAUACUACCAAGCCUCCUUCAAUGCAAAAUCUAAUAGACAUAAUGAUAAUGCUAUGUAUGCGAUCAGCAGAUGUGAAAAAUUUUCGUAUCAACCGAUACAAACCAAGUCGCGAGUUAUGGUAUAAUCCUGACUAUUCUUG